AUGGCAGCACCACCACCACCAUCAUCAUUAUCACCAUCAUCAUCAUCAUCACCAAAAGAAAUCCCCCUCCCCGACUCAAUCGACUUCCUUUCCGAAUCACAAUGGGCCGUCUUCAUGGCCCUAAUGGACACCAUCGCGCCCGCGAUCCUGCCCCCAAAGUCUAUCGCCUCUUCCGACAACAACACCCCCGAUGACAAGUCAGUCCUGAGGCUCUCCCAACAAGAAUACGCCGCCGCCGCCUCCAAAAUCCGCGCAGCAGUCUCCCCCCACGAGGUCACCGCCGAGACAAUCGAGUCCUACCUCCGCGAACGCCCCAGCGACAACCCCAUGUUUGAAAAGAUCAUGAAACUCGUCCUCAGCGGCCUGCCCCCGUCCAAAAAGAGGGAGCUGAAGAUUCUCUUGAGUGUCUUGUCCACCAGACCAGGAUCCUUAAUCCUCACAUCGUACGGCACGCCACUGCCCCAACUUGGGCUGGAGGAUAGAACCAGGGUUUUGGAGGGUUGGAGGGAGAGCAGGCUUUGGGCUGUCAGGGGGUUGUUCAAGUCGAUGACUACGCUGGGCAAGCUGGGGUUUUUGAGGAGUAGUAAUACAUUUGCGCCGUUGACGGGGUUCCCUUCUGUGCCGAAGGAGUGGGUUGCUACUUCUUCGUUUCCGUUUGAGUUUAUCAGGCCAACGGCGGAGGUUGAGACGGACGUGGUGAUUAUUGGAUCGGGGUGCGGGUCAGGGGUGGUGACGAACAGGUUGGCGAAUACGUUUGGCAAAGGGGUCAAGGUUUUGGUUUUGGAAAAGGGGGGGCAUUUCGACGCGUCGUAUUUUCCCAUGUCGCAGACGGUGGGGCUGUCGGCUAUGUUUGAGGCCGGGGGGGUGGUUGAGUCGGAUGAUGGGUCGAUUACUGUUACGGCGGGGAGCUGUUUUGGGGGUGGUGGGACGGUGAACUGGAGCGCGUCGUUGCAGCCGCAGGAUUUUGUCAGGAAGGACUGGGCCGAGACGUACAAGAUGCCUUUUUUUGACGGGAGGGAGUUCCAGGAGUGUUUGAAUCAUGUUUGGGAGAAGAUGGGGGUUACGGACAAGAUUACGCCGAACCAUGGAAAUCAGGUGCUGUUGAAUGGUGGGAGGCAGACGGGGUGUAAAAGGUGCAAGAUUGUGCCGCAAAAUACGCGCGGUCAACCGCACAACUGUGGUUAUUGCACUUUGGGAUGCGCCAAUGGUGAGAAGAUGGGACCUGUGAAUGGAUGGUUCCCAGAGGCUGCUGAGAAGGGGGCUGUAGAGUUUAUGGAAGGGUUCAGGGCUGAAAGAGUCCUUUUUGAUGAGAAAAAGAAGAGCAAGAAGGUGGCCUGUGGUGUUGCGGGCGUUUGGACCCCCAAGGAAGGCGGAGAGCCGAUCAAGGUUGUCGUCAAGGCCAAGAAGGUGGUUGUCAGCGCUGGCACGCUGUGGAGUCCGGUGGUUCUGAUGAACAGUGGGAUCAAGAACCCCCAGGUUGGCAAGAACCUGUAUUUGCAUCCUGUCAACUUUGUUGCUGGUGCUUUCGAUGAGGACAUUCGUCCUUGGGAGGGCGGCAGUCUCACGACGGUGGUUGGCGAUUUCGAGGACCUGGACGGCAAGGGUCACGGCGCCAAACUGGAGGCCAUGUCGAUGAUGCCCAGCUUGGCACUUCCCUUCCUCACAUGGCGCUCUGGAAGCGACUACAAGCUGAUGGCGGCCAAGUACCGCCACAUCAACCAGUACAUCUCCAUCAUCCGUGACAGGGACACUGGAUACAUUUACAGAGACCCCUAUACCGGCGACCCUCGUAUCUCGUACACGCCGUCCGAUUUCGACCGCGCCCACAACUUUGUCGGUGUUCUCGAGCUCUGCAAAAUUCUGCAUGCGACUGGGGCGAGAGAAAUCCACCCUUGUCUGCCUGGCUUCCAGCCAUUUGUUCGGUCUCAAGGCGACCCAAAGAAGACGGACAAGGCGUUCAAGAAGUGGCUCAGGAAACUGAAGAAGCAUGGCAACAAGCCACCUGUUGCGCCGUUUGUCUCGGCUCAUCAGAUGGGUACCUGCCGCAUGAGCGCCAAGGCAAAGGACGGUGUCGUUGACCCUCGUGGUAGAGUGUGGGAUACCGAGGGGCUGUAUGUGGCCGAUGCCAGUGUCUUCCCUACGGCCAGCGGUGUCAAUCCUAUGGUCACGACAAUGGCUCUUGCUGAUUGGGUUGCGAGGGGUAUUUGUGAGGACAUCAAGGACGAGCUGGUUGUUGAGAAAGUGCCUUCGAGGUUGUAA
Messenger RNA from Podospora anserina S mat+, 2259 nucleotides. RefSeq lists its product as uncharacterized. NCBI's taxonomy places the organism in Eukaryota, Fungi, Ascomycota, Sordariomycetes, Sordariales, Podosporaceae. The record is from RefSeq and is a predicted model, not a curated record. The transcript has 2 exons. Bases 1 to 2259 code for a protein of 752 amino acids. Gene Ontology annotation, molecular function: flavin adenine dinucleotide binding; long-chain-alcohol oxidase activity.